Messenger RNA from Lycium ferocissimum, 1117 nucleotides. Its product is annotated as endo-1,3;1,4-beta-D-glucanase-like. Gene Ontology annotation, molecular function: hydrolase activity. The coding region runs from base 174 to 896 and encodes 240 amino acids. The transcript has 8 exons. Lineage: Eukaryota; Viridiplantae; Streptophyta; Magnoliopsida; Solanales; Solanaceae. The record is from RefSeq and is a predicted model, not a curated record.
ACACAUUUAAACUACCAACGAAGUAUCAAUCUGAAUCAUUUCACAUAGUUUAGAGCAAUAAAUUUGAACUUUUGCGCCCUUGCUUGAUUGAUCUUUGUGACACACACCUAGUUGUAGAGCUUCAGUUUUAAAUACCUUAACUUGUUUUACUCUCUGUAAUCUGCAAGAAUAGUAUGUCAGGUCCAGAGUGUUGUGAAAACCCACCAAACCUGAGUUGUGGUAGUGGUGGAGAAGCUGGACAUGUCCAACAACUUGGAGGCUUCAACUCCUAUAUUUCUGGCUCUGCUGAUUCCCCCCGUGCUGUUCUCCUUGUUUCUGAUGUUUUUGGAUAUGAAGCUCCAAAGUUGAGAAAGCUCGCAGACAAAGUUGCAGCAGCUGGCUUCUAUGUAGUAGUCCCUGAUUUCCUCCGUGGUGAUCCCCAUGUAGCUAAUGAUGAGAGGCCUUUGGAAGUAUGGAUAAAAGAUCAUGGACCGGAUCAAGGGUUUGAAGAUGCAAAACCAGUUAUUGAAGCUAUAAAGAGCAAAGGUAUAACUAAAAUUGGAGCAGCAGGCUUCUGUUGGGGAGCUAAGGUGGUUGUGGAACUAGCAAAAUAUGCUUAUAUCCAAGCUGCAGUGCUAUUGCAUCCUUCAUUUGUGGCCGUAGAUGAUAUGCACGCGGUUAAGGUUCCAAUAUCAAUAUUGGGGGCUGAGAUUGAUCGAAGAUCUCCACCAGAGCUUGUCAAGCAGUUCGAGAUGGCCUUAAAUGCUAAGCCCGAGGUUGACGCAUUUGUGAAGAUUUUUCCCGGGGUUGCACAUGGCUGGUCUGUGAGGUACAAUGACGAAGACGAAGUGGCUGUAAAAUCUGCUCAAGAGUCUCAUCAAGACAUGUUGGGAUGGUUUGAGAAACAUCUCAAGUAAAAUAUGCUUUUACUGUAAUCCAUGUAUUCCUUGUGUGUGUGUGUGGUGAUAAGGUUAGAAGGGUUUUCUCUGCAGCAAAUGAUUCCAUCUGCAUCUUGUCUGGAAUAUAGAUUUCUCAGCAUGAGAACUGUCUUUGUGUUUGGUUUAUGCAUAAUUUGCAAAAUCCAUCAAUAUGACCAUUUGAAUAACGUACUAAUCGAUUAAACUCUAGUUAGAGUUUA